Molecule: messenger RNA, 1240 nt
Organism: Hibiscus syriacus
Lineage: Eukaryota; Viridiplantae; Streptophyta; Magnoliopsida; Malvales; Malvaceae
Product: F-box protein SKIP8-like
Exons: 3
Coding region: 214-1056 (280 amino acids)
Molecular function (GO): protein binding
Source: RefSeq, a predicted model, not a curated record
GUUACUAUUACGAGACUCGGUUUUCUCUUCUGCAACGAAGAUUUGAAUGUACGGCAAAGAUUUAAUGUCGUACGGAUGGAGAUUUAAUGGCGAAGAUUCCCUUUUUAUCUUUUGUUAAAGGGCAAAAACAAUUUUUUUUAAUUAAUUUCCCUUUCUGUAAUUGAGAUUUCUAGGGUUUUAUUUAAUGUACGGCGAAGAUUUAAUGUCAUGUGAAUGAAGAUUGCCUAUAGCCUCUCCGUCGCUCUCCAAUCCCUGCCGUUGAUCAUUACCAUAAUCAUCACUCUCCUUUCGUUCCUUGCCGUCCGUUCAUUCUUCAAGAGAUCCCACAAAUCUACCUUUUCCGGUGAAAAUCAAGCCAGAGAAGCGCGACCUUCGUCCUCCUGCAGCUAUACUUCCGAUUCGGCGGCGCUCCUGAACGGUGGCAGUGUUGAUCCGGCGGAGGAGGAUAUGGUGAUGGCGGAUGUUUCAAAGGUGUCGAUGAUGGAGCAGUUAGUGCCUGAGAUUACAACGCACGCGCUUAGUUAUUUGGAUUAUCCGAGCCUUUGCCGGCUUUCCAUGACUAAUUCGCUGAUGAGAAAGGCUGCUAACGAUGAUAAUGCCUGGAAAGCGCUUUAUCACAAGGAUUUUACAAUGGAGCAAGAUUCGGUAACGCCUGUUAACGGGUGGAAGGCAUACUAUGCAGCUACGAGAGCCAUAGUGAACGUUAAUACGGGAUUCUUUAACAUCAUCAAAGAUAGGUCUCUUUCGGCCAUGAGUCGUUUUUGGCUGAAUGCAGAUUAUGUAAAGUGCGUUCAUGCGUCAGGGCUACUUUUUUCAGGGUAUAAUGUUGUAAUACGGAGUUGGCAGGAUGCAUUUAACUGGGAGCAAGGUGCUGAUUUUCAGGUUAGAGAUGUUCGAGCGCGGGUAUUAAAGGACAUGGCUUGGGUUACUAUGAAAACCUAUGUUGACAUGGAUAACGGGGCCUUUAAUAUGACUAACGUCUUUGAGUUUCAUAGCGGACGGUGGUACCUCGUACAUCACCACAGCUCGGAGAUGCUUGCCGGUGGUGACAUCUGACCACAAAUCGUUCAUUGAUAACUGAAGUUGAAGAGUCAAUACAAGGGAUAAUUUCAGUACUAGUAGCAUAUAUAUUAGCAAAAGGCAAGUUGCUUGAAAUUUAUCUGGGAUUUAAUUCAAAGAUCAUUCUUUUUUGUGGUACAUAGGUGCCCUUAACAUUUGUCUCUUAGUUAUUUGUCUUGCU